AGAUGGUUGUGAGCCACCAUGUGGUUGCUGGGAUUUGAACUCAGGACCUUUGGAAGAGCAGUCAGUGCUCUUAACCACUGAGCCAUCUCUCCAGCCCCUAACUUCCCACUUCUAAUUAUCACUUUGACCGGGAAUUGUCUUAUGCUGUUUAUUAUCAUGUGUGUGUUCAUGUGCUGUGUUGUACACGGCAGUGCAUGUGGGAGGUCAAAGAAUAACUUUCAAGAGUCAGCUAACUCCUUCUAAGCUGGAUUCCUGAGCUCAAACUCAAGUUCCCAGGUUCCAAUGGUGAAAGUUUUACCUACUAAGGCAUCUCGCCAUCCAUUAGCUGCUUCCUUUGAUUGCUUUGUUCUUUGCUUCUCUUCUGGGGGCGGGGGGAGCAUGUGAUAAAGCCAAACUUUUAUCAAAUUACAGAUGUGUACCACCAUGCCUAACUUUGUAUUUAUAAUUUUAAACUUGUUUUGAUGUUAUAGAAUACACGGAAGCUAUAGAAUUUUAGAAGGGAAAUGUAUAGGUAUUCGAACUCUUUACUGCUCUUGUGCAGGUAAUGAAGCUGAGGCUCUGAGAGCUUCAGUGCAUGUAAGAAGACACUUCCUUAUAGAAGACACUCCCCCUAUGUAGCAGCUUCAACUGGUAAUCCCCUUGCCUCAGCUCUGAAUGCUAGGACUGCAGGAUUUUCCACCGUGCCUGGUUUUAGAGGCCACUCUCAUUGGUGUCAUUGUGCGCAUCCUGACUGACCUCCAUGCAAGGGUGGAGAGCACAAAGAUGCUAAAUGAUAAUGGAGGUAGACAGGCACCACAUUACAGACCCACAGGCUGUGGUCACAGAUCUGCCAGACUUGUCUAAGAAAGGUGAUGGGAAAAGACAGUAAAGUGGCUAGAUGGUUGGUUGGAUGGUUGGUUGGUUGGUUUCUUUGGGGAGGGACAGGGUCUCUUUACAUAGCUGUCCUAAAACUCACUAUAUAGACCAGACUGGCCUCAAACUCAGAAGAGAUCUAUCUACCUGCCUCUGCCUCUGCCUCUGCCUCUUAAGUGCUAGGACUAAAGGUGUAUGCUACCAUGUCAAGUGACAGUAAUGUGUUCAGUGAAGCUAGACAUGGUGGUAUUCAUCCACAAUCCCAGAAGACUGGAGCCUAAGGCAGGAGGAUCUGGAAUUACAGGCUGACUCAGAGAUCCUGUUUCCAGGGGGAGGGAAGAGGGACAGUUCAAUGAAGAUGUCUGUGGGAUAACAUGAUCAGGCCGUGGCUGUACUUUUUCAGAUGGGUUUUCAUAAAUGAAAUAGUUAUGGGGCUGGAGAGAUGGCUCGUUGGCUAAAAGUACUUGCUGUUCUUUCUGAGAAUUUGAGUUUAUUUCCCAGUUCCCACAUCAGGUCUCACAAACACCUGUAAUUCCAGCUCCAGGAAAUAAUUCUGUGGGUACAUGCAUACACGUAUGCUCUACACACACACACACACACACACACACACACACACACACACAAUAGAAUUUACAAAAACAAAAAAGAUUAUAAUCUGGAUACUUGGAAGGCUCAGGCAAGAGAAUUACAAGUUUAGACGACACUCAGGGGAAGAGAGUAAAUAAAUUUUAAAAUGCACAUAUAAAAUCCUGGUACACCUUCACACAAUAUACUAUGUCAAAAUGCAUGAAUAUUCAAAAGAAAUGGCAGGGCAGGAACAUGGAGGAAGAAACGAUAACCUGGGGGUCAACAGGGAACACCAUAAACCUCUUUUCUAAGAUGCAGACCAGUCGGUGGUGGUGGUGCAACCUUUAAUUCCAGCACUGGGGAGGCAGCAACAGGCAGAUCUCUGAGUUCAAGGCCAGCCUAGCUACAGAGUAUUCUGUGACCCCAGUACAUGUGAUGCAAAGGCAGAAGGAUCAAGACUGGUUCAUGGCUGGCCAGGGCUAUGUAAUCAAGACCCUGUCUCAACCCUGCACCCCAGCUCACUGCACACCCCAAGAUAGGCAUAUAAAGUGUUGCGCAGGACAAAGAGUGGCUGCAAUUAAAAUCUUCAAACUUAAAAGGACAAUGAGGAGAAAUAGACUUAAGGAAACCCUUGAAGAAGGAAGUAAGGCUUACUUUCCUGCAAGCAUGCUUGGGAGAUGAACUCAGCUUGUGAAUAACCAGGCCUAUGGGAUUGGAACUUGGGCAGGAAGAGGAUUCCCCAGUCAAAUGUCAAAGCUAAUGUCCUCAGAUAUGUUCUCAGUCCCUGGUCCAGCAGUCUCAGGUCUAGACAGGGCCAGGGGAUUCCUUAGAGAGACCACCCAAGAAGCACACACGCAAAGAGGAGGGAAAGAGAUGAUGUCAGUCUCCCUGGGCCUGAUCCAAGCUGCUUCUCUGACCUCCAGAUCCCCAUGCCCCCUCCUCUGCCCUCUCCUGAGGUUUUCCACCAGCCUCCAGAGCCAGCGGCCCUCAUUCCUCAUCUGCCUUGAUCUAAUUUCUGAAGGUCCCGAUACUGGGGCACUGUUCUGAGUCCAUGGCCUUCACUGAGUUCACUCACCUGUUCCUGUGCUACUAAGGCCAAUAGAGGGGUUGGGGAUUUAGCUCAGUGGUAGAGCGCUUGCCUAGCAAGCACAAGGCCCUGGGUUCGGUCCUCAGCUCUAAAAAAAAAAAAAAAAAAAAAAAAAAAAACAAGGCCAAUAGAGUAGCUGAUGACAUCACACUCUAGUCUUGGCAGCUCUCUAUUAGGAUCUUGCCCCUGGUUCUGGCCACACUGGCCUUUUCCACUUGGUUCUACACCAAUCCUGACUUGAUCUUGUCUUACCCUCACAGAAAGUUGAGGAAGCGAGCAGCCAAAGCCUCAGCCCGACACCCCAAGUCCCCUGGAAGAACAAUCAACAAGUUUAAAGUCAAACACAAGCCCCAAUUGGGCAGAGGGCCAAGUAAGAGGAUGCUGGCCCAGAAGAAGCAACACUCCUUUGGUCUACACAGCGUGGCAUGUGUGGGCACAGAAGCCCACCUCUCCCUUUGCUCUCUGGAGUUCUAUCGUGCCAAUGACACCACCAGAUGUGCUGGUGGGAGCCCUGCAGUGGUGAGCUGUAUGCUGGGCCCUCUUUAUGCCACCUCUACUGGUCAGAAGAAGCAGCAACAUUCUAAGCCUCAAGGGGAGGCCAGUGUGCGUCUAAAGGGCGGUGCCCACCCUGGAGAAGGCCGAGUGGAAGUCCUGAAGGCUGGCACAUGGGGAACAGUCUGUGACCGAAAGUGGGAUCUGCAGGCAGCCAGUGUAGUGUGUCGAGAGCUGGGCUUUGGCACUGCCCGAGAAGCCCUGAGUGGUGCCCGCAUGGGGCAGGGCAUGGGUGCCAUCCACUUGAGUGAAGUUCGGUGCUCUGGCCAGGAACCCUCCCUUUGGAAAUGCCCCUCUAAGAACAUCACAGCUGAGGACUGUUCCCAUAGCCAGGAUGCAGCUGUCCGGUGCAACCUCCCCUACACUGGGGUGGAGACCAAGAUCCGACUCAGUGGGGGCCGCAGUCGAUACGAAGGGCGAGUCGAGGUGCAAAUAGGGGUACCUGGGCAUCUACGCUGGGGCCUCAUCUGUGGGGAUGACUGGGGAACACUGGAGGCCAUGGUGGCCUGUAGGCAACUUGGUCUUGGCUACGCCAACCACGGCCUGCAGGAGACCUGGUACUGGGACUCGGGGAAUGUAACUGAGGUGGUGAUGAGCGGAGUACGUUGCACAGGGUCUGAGCUGUCCCUGAACCAAUGUGCUCACCACAACACCCACGUCACCUGCAAGAGGACAGGCACCCGCUUCACUGCAGGAGUCAUCUGUUCUGAGACUGCUUCGGAUCUGCUGCUGCACUCAGCACUGGUACAGGAGACUGCUUAUAUUGAAGACCGACCGUUGCACAUGUUGUACUGUGCUGCUGAAGAGAACUGCCUGGCAAGCUCCGCCCGCUCAGCUAACUGGCCCUACGGCCACAGGCGUCUGCUCCGAUUCUCUUCCCAGAUCCACAACCUAGGAAGAGCUGACUUUAGGCCCAAGGCUGGGCGCCAUUCCUGGGUGUGGCAUGAGUGUCACGGGCAUUACCACAGCAUGGACAUCUUCACUCAUUAUGAUAUCCUGACCCCCAACGGCACCAAGGUGGCUGAGGGCCACAAAGCUAGUUUCUGUCUAGAAGACACUGAGUGUCAGGAGGAUGUCUCCAAGAGAUAUGAGUGUGCCAACUUUGGAGAGCAGGGCAUCACUGUGGGAUGCUGGGACCUCUACAGGCAUGACAUUGACUGUCAGUGGAUUGACAUCACAGAUGUGAAACCAGGAAACUACAUUCUUCAGGUGGUUAUCAACCCAAAUUUUGAGGUAGCAGAAAGUGACUUCACCAACAAUGCUAUGAAGUGCAACUGCAAAUACGACGGGCAUCGCAUCUGGGUGCACAACUGCCACAUUGGUGAUGCCUUCAGUGAAGAAGCCAACAGGAGGUUUGAGCGCUACCCAGGCCAGACCAGUAACCAGAUUGUCUAAAAUGCUACCGCCCUCUCUGCAAACCACCACUGGCCCCCAAUGGCAGGGGUCUGAGGCUGCCAUUACCUCAGGAGCUUACCACAAGAACCCCUGAUGUCAGCAGGCGCACUACAAAUGAUGAACUGUUGAAGAGAAGUUGGUGCCUCCCUUACUUGGUCAGCUGGCAUUACCUUUGGCCAAGCAUGGAUAAUCAGCCAACAGACCCAGCAGUAGACAGAACACACCACAAAGAACUGCCCCAUACAGGAUGGCAGCAGCUCAUUCUCUUGACUAGGGGAGAUCAAGAGGGUCAGCUCCCAUAGCUCUAAGUUCUCCUAAGUACCGCGUUACCUCCAGCCAUUUGGUGGGGAAAAGAUCCAGCCCCCCCCCCCAUGUUUGACUGUAACAUGUUGCUAGGUAUAAUUUUAUUUUAUAUAAAAUGUGUUCUUCAGA
Messenger RNA from Rattus norvegicus (Norway rat), 4885 nucleotides. The record is from RefSeq and is a predicted model, not a curated record. NCBI's taxonomy places the organism in Eukaryota, Metazoa, Chordata, Mammalia, Rodentia, Muridae.